Molecule: messenger RNA, 4274 nt
Organism: Alligator mississippiensis (American alligator)
Lineage: Eukaryota; Metazoa; Chordata; Crocodylia; Alligatoridae
Gene: SLC5A11
Product: solute carrier family 5 member 11
Exons: 18
Coding region: 2136-4172 (678 amino acids)
Biological process (GO): transmembrane transport
Cellular component (GO): plasma membrane
Molecular function (GO): D-glucose:sodium symporter activity
Source: RefSeq, a predicted model, not a curated record
AGUGCAAUCGGUUCCCAUGGUGUUGGGCUGUAAAUAGGGGGCAGGAGCCAAGACCAGAACGGUGGCCCCAGGGGGAGGGGCUGAUCUGUGCUAACAGGGACAGUAAAGCAGCACUGCAGGUGAAUCGAGGGCUGGGCACUGGGGCGCACCCAGGGCUGAGCUGCGGCAGAAGCGCUGUGCUAGCCCUCCCUCCACGGUCUCCUUCUUGAGCAGCCACGUCCCCAGUGUGUUCCCUCAUCAGGCAUUCAGGCACAUCAGGCUACCAGAACCCCUCUCUAGCUUUCAUGCUCAGCCUGUCCUGGCAGUCACAAACGCUCCUUGCCCAGGACUUCCACUGCAGGUACACACAGGUCCUUCCUCCCCACCCUGUGCAGCCAGGACCAGGCUCUCUGGCACUGCACCCCACGCCUGGACCGGUGGGCUGAAUGAGAGCAGAGUCAGGCUUGCCCUGCCCUGGGCAGGCUCAGACCCUGCUGGAAUGGGCUUCCCCAGGAACUGCCAGUGGCUCCUGACAAGUCAGGCCAACCCCCUUCUCUGACCCCCCUCUGCACUGCCAGCCCCUUGCACCCCUGCAGUGGCACGCACCCAGUCCUGCGUCAGGCUGAGCCAGCGUGUCAGGGUUCAACCCUUUGGCUUAGGGAGGAUGGAAGGAAAUCAGUUUCCAGAGCUGUGCAUGGCAGAGCUGUUGAGCUCCCGAACACAGAUCCCAUCUGAUUCCAUCUCCCUGCCCUCUCCCAAAAUGCACGUGCUCUUUGCUUAGGCCUGUGCCUGUGACUGGCGGGUCCUGAUGGCUCGCUCGGAAGGUAAUAUCUUCCGCUUCAGCUCCACACAGACUUGCCUGGAAGACACAGUACACUGAGCAUUUUGAUGCCUCCAAGGAAAGUGCAAACCCCUGGGUUGCCUUUCAGCAGCGGAAGAUCUGCCUUGUAGCGUCUGAGACCAGCCAGGGAGUCUAGCAGGAAAUGCAAUGGGUGCUCUACCUUUGAGCUGCUUCCCAAGGUGCUGCAGUCCCCCGGGGAACAUCUGUGACAGAGCCCGCCUGGCCUGUGCACUCCAGACCCACACACACUACUGUCCCCACGGCUUCUGAUUAUUCCAUAUGUAAAUGUAAUUACAUCUGGGAUGUUGCCCUGGGACUAGAGCUCUAUGCCACUCCCAUGGUCAGCGCAUGUGCCUCGGCAGCACAGCUUGCUGCAGUCCUGGCAGCAGUGACCCACCAGUGCGUUAACAUUGCGAGGCAUUACUCUGUGCAAAACACAUUUGUUGCCUUUCCAACAUGACGUGCUCUGACAUCCCACUCCACGAAACGCUCCAGCAGCAGCCCCGGCUUAGGUAACACCCCUCAUCCAAACACCUCUCCUCGCUGAACGCCAGAGCAAAAGUCCCGUUGCAGCGUCCGCCAACAGCACGGACUCACCAACCGGUGCAUUAUUUACAGGAGACCUUAUCAACAUCCAGCCCUUUGUUUUCAGUAUUUUUUUAAAGCCCUGCUGUAGACAGUGAUGUAUACUUCCACCAGUGUUCUCCGUUUAAGUGCCAGGUAGCUUUCAGCAUCAUAUUACCAGAUGCUCAGGCCUGUCUGUCUUUUUCCUUGAUUGACGACGAUAGGGCAAUGUGUACGUAUCUCCUCUGUUCUUCGUUUCAGAUGCUGCAGACUGUGUCCAGCUGAUCUCUCUCUCCUUUUUUUUUUUUUUAAGGACACAUUAAAUAUUUAAACCACUUGAGGCUCUUUUGAACCGGUCACUAAUGAAAAUGCUGUACAUAGUUGUUGCUCCCUGUUGUAACUUUACUGAAGAGCUAGGACUCCGAUCCCUUUGUUCCCAGAUGGUAUUUUUACGUGAAUAUUUUCAAAGACCCAGAACUUCAGAGCCUUACAGAGAAGGUGUGGUGAGUUUCUGUGGUUGGCCAUGCUGCGGCAGCACAUCUUAAGACCGAGUCUUUCACACAGCUCUUCUUAUUCCCCUGAGAGAUAAGUGCCCAGCUUCGCUGGCAAAGCCCAAUUCCCUGGCAAUAUUUAAGCCGUGCUGUCGGCUGGCAGGAGGCUGCUGGUGCCGCGCGCAGGGGAGCAGAAUGAGACCUGGCUGGACGCAAUAAAUGCACCUGGAGGGAGAGGAGUGCCGCCCUGACCAGCAGCCAUGGAGAGCCCCCACAACACUCCGCCUGGCACCUCCGUCAUGCCCACGUCGGAUGCGUUUCCUCAGCACACACUGGAAGCCGUAGACAUCGCUGUCCUCGUCCUGUACUUCCUCUUCGUCCUGGCCGUCGGGCUGUGGUCCAUGUGGAAGACCCAGAGGAACACAGUGAAGGGCUACUUCCUGGCUGGUGGGGACAUGGUGUGGUGGCCCGUGGGUGCCUCCCUGUUUGCCAGCAACGUGGGCAGUGGGCAUUUCAUUGGCCUGGCAGGAUCGGGGGCAGCCUCGGGUAUCGCUGCUACAGCCUACGAGUGGAACGGCAUGUUCUGCGUCUUGGUGCUGGCCUGGCUAUUCCUUCCGAUUUACAUAGCAGCAGGGGUCACCACCAUGCCCGAGUACUUGAGGCGCCGCUUCGGAGGCAAAAGGAUCCAGAUCUUCCUGGCGGUUCUCUACUUGUUCAUCUACAUCUUCACCAAGAUCUCUGUGGACAUGUAUGCGGGGGCCCUGUUCAUCCAGCAGGCGCUGCACUGGGACCUCUACGUGGCAGUCACGGGUCUGCUGGCCAUCACAGCAGUGUACACGGUAGCAGGUGGCCUGGCAGCUGUGAUCUACACGGAUGCCCUGCAGACCUUCAUCAUGCUGAUCGGGGCGCUAACGCUCAUGGGUUUCAGCUUUGCUAAGGUUGGUGGGAUUGAAGCUCUGCAAGCCAAAUACUUCAGUGCCAUUGCCAUCAGCCACAAGGCAAACAGCAGCUGUGGCUUGCCACGAGACGAUGCCUUCCAUAUUUUCCGAGACCCUGUCACCUCUGACCUCCCCUGGCCGGGCGUUCUGGUUGGAAUGACCAUCCCGUCCCUUUGGUACUGGUGUACAGAUCAGGUCAUCGUCCAAAGGUCCCUGGCUGCUAAGAACCUCUCUCAUGCCAAAGGAGGCUCACUGAUGACCUCCUACCUGAAGAUCUUGCCCCUCUUCAUGAUGGUGAUGCCAGGCAUGAUCAGCCGGAUCCUCUUCCCAGAUCUGGUGGCUUGUGCAGAUCCAGAGGUCUGCAAGCAAAUCUGUGGCAACCCGUCCGGCUGCUCUGACAUCGCCUACCCCAAGCUGGUCAUCGAGCUCCUGCCCCUAGGGCUCCGGGGCCUGAUGAUGUCAGUGAUGAUCGCGGCCCUCAUGUCCUCCCUGACGUCCAUCUUCAACAGCUCCAGCACCAUCUUCACCAUCGACCUGUGGCGCCACUUCCGGCCCCGCUCCUCGGAGUGGGAGCUCAUGGUUGUCGGCAGGGUGUUUGUGCUGAUGCUUGUCGUGGUCUCCAUCCUGUGGAUCCCGCUGGUGCAGGCCAGCCAGGGGGGGCAGCUCUUCAUCUACAUCCAGUCCAUCAGCUCCUACCUGCAGCCCCCAGUGGCCAUGGUUUUCAUCCUGGGCUGCUUCUGGAAGAGGACAAAUGAGAAGGGCGCGUUCUGGGGCCUGGUGGUGGGGCUGCUGCUGGGCCUCAUUCGGAUGGUGCUGGACUUCAUCUACCCCCAGCCGCAGUGCAGCCAGCCGGACACCAGACCGGCUGUGGUGAAAUACGUGCACUACCUCUACUUCUCCAUGAUCCUCGCUGCCAUCACCACCAUCACGGCCACGGUCGUGAGCCUGCUCACAGACCCCCCUUCCGAGGAAAUGAUCAGUCGUCUUACCUGGUCCACCCGCUGGGAUCCACCACCCACGAAAGCUGCAGCUGGUGGCUCUUUUCCUGAUGCUGUAAGUGGAGGAGGCAAAGCUGAGCGUCCAGCUGUCCCGAUGGAUUUCAGCGUCGCUUCUGAAAGCAUUCCCAGCGACAACGCAAGCGCUGCCCGCACCAAAAGGCACUCCAAGGCGAUGAGGAUCUUCCUGUGGCUCUGCGGGAUGGAGAGCCAACAUGAGCGCUCCCCCGAGGAUGCAGCUCCCACCAAGCCCGAGCCGGUUGUGGCUGCCCUGCACGAGGACCCGCUGGUGAAACACGUCCUGAACGUGAACCUGAUCCUCUGCACGUGUGCCGGGAUCUUUCUCUGGGGCUACUAUGCCUAGUGCUUCGCCACAGGAUGCCAGGGACACCAUCAUGUAAUCCCAGGCCUUCCUGUUUAGAUGGGUGUAAAUAGUAAUCAUUAUUAACGAAGAGGUGACACAGUC